GAAUGAACCCAAACUCUCGCGAGAACUGCUGAGGGUAUUUAAACGGCGCGACGGCGCUCCCUCGGCCUUGUUGGAGUUCGGGAGCAGAAGGAGCAGAGUGUGAGCAGAACAUGGCUGAUAUUGCUGAAACAGAAGACUCUGCAUUAGACUGUGAUGAAGACUCUGACCAAGGUCCUUCUCAAGGCUUACCACAGUUAGAAGUGUGCUCAGCUGCCUCUUUUCCUGAUCACCAAGUUUCAAAGAAGAGAAACUCUGGAUUGUGUUCACUGAAGCAGUCAAGAAGGAAAGCUAAAAAAGCAAGGUGUGGACCGUCUUCUGAAAAUACAGUCGGUGGCCGGACACUAGGUGUUUCUUCAACUGGUUCUGUAAAAUCGAAGAGUUGUCUCAAAUUGCCUAAACCUAAAAUUGACGUCAGAGCAUUUUUUGACUAUUACUUUGUAAGGAAGCAGCAUAGGAAGAAGCGUUGGAGGACCAAAAGGUGGUGGCUGUAUGAGAAAGAAACUACAACAUGUCGGAAACAAAGGAAACGAAGGAAAUCUCCAAAGGGACAGUAUCCAAAAAUCUCAGUGAUUGAGCGGAAGAAGAGAUAUAGAGAUAGAGGCCUUCAUUUUCCCUUUUUGGAGAAACUCUGUGGACGGAGAUACCUGCCAUUUAAAUAUGUGCAUCGCUAUGAGCAAGCAGCUUUACAAGGAUACCUCAGAUACGUUGAAGCUCUGAAAUGUGAGCAGCACCUUAAAAAGUCUUUGACAAAAUUGAAUGCUGUGGAUGAUCUAGAAAAUGAGAGUCUGGAGUCACGGAAAUACAAAUAUCUGGAUGAUGAUGGUUCUCUUUCUCCCAUUGAAGAGACAAGUGAAGAAGACCAAAAUAAGAAUUCCAGCAAUGAUGACAUUGGUGCCAGGAUAGUGGAGAUAAGUUCCUUCGUAUUAAGUAGUAAAAUUCCAGAGAAGAAGAAGAAAACCAAUAAUAAAUCUAGAUAAAUGUGACCCUGUGAGAAGAAUGUGUUGAAGAAUGCUGCUAAGGUGCUAGAUUCCUAGUAAACUUAUAAAUAAAAAAGGAAUUGUAAGAUGAAUGAACUCUAUAAUAGAGCUUUGGAAAUGACGAUGGCUCCAAGACCAUAUGAGAGUCACUGUUGUUCAUCUAACCAGAUUGUGGCCAGAAUGAUUGCUUCAGUUCAACUGACACUCACUGAAUUGCAUUCUUUGGCACAGAAGACUUAUUUAUCCAUAUGUGUUCCGAUGUCUUGCUAUACAAGUGUUAGGUUUGUUCUGCUGCAUUCUCUUCUACUUGUUAUCUUCUCCUGGUUAAAAGCACAGAGGGUUCCUGUUCAGUUGGGUUUUCCUUGCCUAAAGAUCUAAACAGCAGAGUGUCAAAAAAGACUGGGAAAGGCCCAACACUCAACUUAUGUGGCUUGAAGUAUCAUGACUAUAUCUCAAGAACCGUGUUGAAAUGUCACAGUACAUCUUGGAAGAACCACCACUCACUCGUGUACUUUGUAACGUUCCCUCCCUUGUUUAAAUAUAGGUACCUAGUGUCCAUACUUUCUGAAUGCUUGCUUUUUCUGCAAGACUUCCCAGCUGAACUAUAUAUAUCAUGUGGAUCUAUCCUCCUUUUUUGACUGAGGACUUUAACUGAUUAGCUUUUUUCAUAUUUAAAAAAAUCAUUUUGCUAACCUAUUCAGAAUUGAAUGGUACACAGUCUCUUGCAUGGGCCAAACAAAUUUGAAGGUAGUGGCUAGAAAUAACACCUAGUGAGGCUAUACCUUUACCUAUCUUGCUUCUUAGUUGGCCUUCAUCCCAUAGACGAGAGAAUCAUCAAAUUGCUGACAUUGGUGAUGCUAAAUUGUCCCCCCCAAAAAAACCCGGAUGAUAAUCAGCAUUGUCUUAUAAAAGAGGAGUCCUUCUGAAGUCAUUUCUCAGAUGCAGCAGAGAUGAUUAAAGCAACUACUCCAUUCUGAAGGAAUCUGGAUAAUGUCCAUCUGUCUUCUAAAUAAUUAGCUAACUUUUUCAGGUAGGAAUUAAUAGCAUGAGUACAAGGAAGCUGCUACUCCUGGGGAAAAGAGACACGCAAACACCUUCAGGCAUGAACGUUGUUUUAAUCACACUAUACCAUGUUCUAAAGGACAUUUGUGAGAAGUUUCUUUCUUAGUGUGCCUCUGAAGACAGAUUUCAGCAGAACCCUGUUUUAGGUUGCCUGAAGUUCAGCUUGUUGAAGAGUUUUAUUUUAGCAUCUUUGUUUUAAAGCAUCUUUGCUCACAAUGUUGGGCUCCAGCUAGUGUUUAAAGGUUCUUAACCACUGCAGCACGUUGGAAGAACUACUCCAAAUUAGAUGGCUGUUCAUCUGUUACAUUCUGGCGUUAAGCAGCAUUUGAAAGCUAUUUUUAAUAAACUGAUGAGUCUAGCAUCUUC
Messenger RNA from Sceloporus undulatus (fence lizard), 2405 nucleotides. RefSeq names its product TATA-box binding protein associated factor, RNA polymerase I subunit D (gene TAF1D). The record is from RefSeq and is a predicted model, not a curated record. Gene Ontology annotation, biological process: regulation of DNA-templated transcription. The transcript is spliced from 14 exons. NCBI's taxonomy places the organism in Eukaryota, Metazoa, Chordata, Lepidosauria, Squamata, Phrynosomatidae. Gene Ontology annotation, cellular component: RNA polymerase transcription factor SL1 complex; nucleoplasm; nucleus. Bases 111 to 977 code for a protein of 288 amino acids.